AUUAAUUAAAGAAAGUGCAAAGUGUGAAUAGGCACUUACAUGGUAGGGGUAGUCUGAUUCUCGGGUUGGAUGUCUGGUUCUGCGUGGAACGAAGAUGGCGACUGUGGUCGAAGACGGUGAGGUCAUGGAUGGGAAGAUGGUGGGUGGGUUGGGAGGGGUCACCGAGGAAGAAGCCUCUGCGAUGAUCGACAACAACAAGAAACCGAAAGGCCGGGUGAAGAGACUGGAAAAGCCUAACAAGGCCGAUCUAGAGGCGGAGGUGGGCAAAUUGAACGCCUCCAUCGACGGUCAUCAAACGCGCAUCGAUGAGAUCAAACGAUUGCUUGAUGAGAAGCAAGGAAAACGACAAGGGUUCUCUCAGGAGAUGACGGAGGCGCGCAAUCACCUGGCCCUAAUUGCGGCUCAAUUCAAGACCGCAGUCGAUCAGAAGAAAGCUCUCUGGGAGCAGCUGGCGAUCACCGACGCGGCACUCGAGAGCAUGCGUCAGCAGACUAAGCUGUUGAGAGAGCGCCUCCCCUUUGUGUGUCUGGAAGAGAUCGACGACGAGAUCAAGAAGAUAGAACUGAAGAUGGCCCAUACAACCCUAACUCUGCAAGAGGAGAAGAAGGCGGUCGCCGACCUUUCCAAUCUCAAAAAGUCGCGCAGUUUCCUUCAAGAUCACCAAGACAGGAUGCACAGGGACGAGGCGGCAAGGAACGAACACUUGGAAAGAAUCAAGGAGAAAGAUGUGCUGCUGACUCAACUCAAGGAGCACCAGCAGAAGCAGCGGGAGGUUAUGGCGGCCAUCCGGGCGCGGGAAGACUCGCAGACAAUCGACAUGCCCUCCUUGAUUGAUGAGAGAGCGGGGUUGUUCGAAAAGAUAAGGCAAAGUAGAGAUGAAAUCCGACGGCUGAGAGGGGACUUCAGAAAGAGGGAGGACGAUUAUUACCAGCGGGAGAGGGAUUUCCGCGCGCAGCAGCAGGAGGAUCGGCGGAGGCAGUACUUAGUGCGAGAGCAGCAGAGAAAGGAGGUGUAUGAGAGGAGGAAGGCAAGGGAGGCGGAGUUUUACGUCGAACCCUAUACGGAUGAGAUAAUAAACUGCGACCAGCUGAUCAACUACAUGCAGAAGAUGGUACCUGCGCAGGGUUGCGCGGCAGGCGGGGGGGGGGGCAAGGUGGUGGCGGCGGCGGCGCUGGUUGCGCCGGAAGGGAUGGUCAUUAUGAGUUCGAAGAAGGACAAAGACAUGGACGGGUGGUUCUACAGUGGGGGACGGGGAGGGGGAGGGGGAGGAGGAGGAGGAGGGGGAAAGAAGGGCGGGAAGAAAGGGAGAGGAGGAGGAGGGGCAACCGCGCCAGCGACGGCGGGAGCGGCGGCGGCGGCGGCGGCGGCCAGAGGCACGGAAAAGGUGUCGUUGUCCCUAGAUGCACUGUCAUCGUUAGAGAAGCUGGGCGUCGGCGCGCCUAUUACCGUCAGCGAUCUGCCGAGCGCCAUCGAGAAGCUCAAGGCGAAGAAAACCCAUUAUCAGGAGCUGCAGAAGAAAGGUGCCGCUGCUGCUCCUGCUCCUGCUCCGGAUGCUAUUGCUGCUGCUAAUGAUACGAGCACUAAUACCAGUGCUAGUGGCUCCCCGUCCUCCUCCUCUCCUCCCUCCACUCCGUCUAAGGAGGAGGAGGAGGGGGAGGAGGCAUCUGGAUCUGCGCCUGAAGUCGCAGAUCGGGAUCGGACGGGCGGGGAGGCUGGGGAACCGUCUUCAUCUUCUUCGGCUUCUCGAGAUGGCGAUGGCGACGCCACCGCCGCCGCCGCCACCGCCGCCGCGAGUUCUGUCGCGGCUAGCAACGGUCUUGUCGGGACUCCGACCUCGUUGUCGUCUUCCUCCACAGGGAAUGACGAGGAUGGGGAGUGCAGGAAACCUCCCAGCGAGAGUCCUGAUGAUGAUAAGCGCGCCGAGGUCCGGGCCGAUGGCGAUGGCGAUGGUGUGGAUCCCGAUGCCGACGUACCUGACCUUUCUUGUGGUCCAGGGGGCGACAGCACCAUUGCGAAGAAAGUGAACGACGAAGAAGAUGACAGUGCGCAAGGGCGGAAGAACGACGAUGGCCAGGUCAGCGACGAAUGCCCUUCGUCGUCGGCAGUCGUCGAUGAUGUACCGCCGCCGCCGGAGGAUGCGCAGGAUGCUCCCGCAGCGGAACAGGUCGCAGCGCAAGGGCAGGUUGUUGACGUCAACGGGCCAGGAACCAAAUCCGCUGCUGCAGCUGCUGAUGCUGAUGCAGAUGCUAAUUCCGAAAAUCCUUGACGUCAACGAUCACACGAUUGAGAGACAGGAUUGGAUUUAUCUGGCACUAUGGAGGAGAGUGCACUGUUUUAGAGGCAUCUCGAUGAUUCUUACCUGAAAAAAAAAUAAGGGGUGUACGGACGUCCCAAAAUCAGACAGGUCGACUUGUUGGCGGGUUCAGACGGGUGAUACUACUACUACUAAUUGGUGAGGCGGAGAGCAGGUAAAGCAACAGACAGUGCUUUUUCCAGUUGGCGUUCAGAUACGCAUGCAUGGCUAUGUGUGAAAGUACGUUCACAAUUUGCAAUCCGUUGGCGUAUGACAUUUUGGUUGCGGCUGCCCUUUCCAUUUCAAGCGGCAGUGGGUUCACAUUACUGGGUGUGCUAGGCAGAACCACAGUGUCAUAAUGUUGGCUGAUGAUCCAGCCCGCAAUCCGUUUCCUUUUCUGUUAGAACUGUGAGGUCCUCGAUACAAUGUCUAGUUGAAUGUCUCAAGGCAUUCUAUCGUCGGGGCACUUCGGAUCGUCUUUCGACCAUAGAUUGACUAGGUCUGCUUCGGAACUCCCUUCACCCCUGGAUGGAUUGCCAACGGCCCUUGGAAUUGAUUGGGGGACUUACGCCUUUUGACCGGGUCCGCUGUGACAAGGUGGAGAUUGUGUGGAGGGCCCCCCCAAAAGGGGAGAAAAUGCUAGAGGUUGUGGCAAGAGGGGGAAACUUGGAGGAGGAAUAUGCUGUCAGUAAUUAAUCUAUGUUGCGGAGAGUGGGUUGGACGUUUGGCGGAAGGGAUGUUGUUGGCUUCUGGUCAUAUUGCUCGUCGUCUUUUUGGCAACCACAUAGCGUCAGGCAGCGAGGAGGGAAGCGUGUGUCGGAGACGUAACGAAUUGGCCGCCAUGCUCACAGCAUUUUGUUUCUGGAUGCGAUUUGUUCGCUAUACACUGAGGAAAGUCCUGUUGCGAAUCUGUUUUCAGCGAGUUUAGGGUAUUGGUUGGGUGUGUCAUCUGCACUCCGCACUGUUGGGGUUUUCCUUGGGUGGAUUGGACCGUAUCGGGGACUUAGACGCUUGAGUCGCAUGGAAUAUUUUCAUUAUCUUUUGAUCAUUCUAUUUGUUUUGUGAGAUUCUUGACUGGCGUUGCUCAGAGUUUUGUUCCGGCUGAGGCUGACGACGAAUUUGUCCACCGAGCUUCUUCGCAGUAUUUGGAUCGGUCGAUGCAACUGGGAUGAUGUCGACUUCGAGACGAGCUGGGAUUCCAGGUCGGAGAAACGGAUUUGUUGCCGUUCGUUGUUCUCUCCGUUAUCGCCUUCGAGAAGCAAUCGAUACCGUUCCUUUGUCGGAAGAGCUGUUGUUGUUGUUGUUGUUUGUUUGUUUUUUUCUUCUGACAAUCCUCUGCAAGGUCAUUUUGCAUUGGUAGUCAGUGUUUUGGAAAUGUCUGGUUGGAGUGCCCCUGUUGUUGGGCAACGGCAACAGCAACGACGCAGCGACCAAACCUGUGUUUAUGGGUGGGUGUUGUGCCUGUAGCUUGGCCGUGCGUUGUUCUCCAUUAUUGCCUUCGCGAAGCAAUCAAUAGCGUUCCCUUGUUGGGAGAGAUGUUGUUGUUUGUUUUUUAUCGCAACCAUCUGCAAGGUCAUUCGGCGUAGGGAGUGAGUGUUUUGGAAACGUCUGGUUGGAGUGCCCCUGUUGUUGGGCGGCAGCAACAGCGCAGAGACCAAACCUGUGUU
Molecule: messenger RNA, 3960 nt
Organism: Chara braunii
Lineage: Eukaryota; Viridiplantae; Streptophyta; Charophyceae; Charales; Characeae
Source: the annotation of a GenBank genome assembly